AACAUUUCGGAGCUAACCAUUGGUUACUUUGGAUCCAAGAACAGUGUUUUAGUGUAUGUGUAAUGAGGUGAGUGGAUGUAAUCAUUAGUUUUUACUAUUAUUUGCCCAACCAAUUGGUUUUGUCAGGCAUUAGAGAUAUUGUAUGAUCUACUAGGGAUUUCAUAUCCGAUUUUAUUGGCCUUAGCAGUGUAAUAUAUAUUCAUACUUUGCAAUGUGUUAGUGAUAAUUCAACCGAAACCCAAAAAUCUACCUAUUCCUUGAGCUUUCUACUCCUCCAGCUCUCCCUCAUCUUUGUCAACACUUAAUCUAAGGUUUUUGAGGAAUGGCUUUUGAGGCAGGCUUACUUGAUUGGGGUGUUGGUAUGGUGGCUGGUGGAUUUAUAAGGCAGUGUGAAAACUGUUUUUAUAUGGUCCCCGAAAAUCUGUUGAGAGCAGUUGUUUGUGUCAAUCGGGAGAUCUGUGUUCGGUGUUAUGCUAUGUUUGACCUAGAUUUACUGAUUGAUGAAGCCCCGCCGACCCCCACACUGCCUUCCCAGGCAGUUCUGUCACGUGAUUAUGAGGAUCCUGUUCUCGGGUGGUUCUUUGAAACCGUUGGUGAGUCUUCGGGCGCAGCCAUGGGGACGCCCCCCGCUGUUGUCAGUGACGACGUUGUCUUGAGGCGUUGGGCUAUGUUUGAUCUAAAUUUGCCGAAUGAUGAAGCACCCCUGACCCCCACACUGCCUUCCCCGGCAGUUCUGUCACCUGAUUAUGAGGAUCCUGAUCUCGGGUGGUUCUUUGAAACUGUUGGUCAGUCUUCAGGCGCAGUCCCGGGGACGCCUCCCGCUAUUGUCAGUGACGGCGUUGCCUUGAGGCGUUCGACGCGCAGAAUCUGUCUCAACAGGCGUUACUUCAACGGGCAAUUUGUUGUGGACUUUGAAUUUGGUUGGCUAGCUUCAUAGUUAUGACCUAAUGUAAUUUAAGUAUUUUGGCAUUGUGUUGGAUGAGCUGUUCAUGUCUCUGUUGUCCUUACCUAGCGUGAUGUACUAUUAAUGUGUGUUUUGCCC
Cuscuta epithymum is the source of this 1042-nucleotide messenger RNA. Lineage: Eukaryota; Viridiplantae; Streptophyta; Magnoliopsida; Solanales; Convolvulaceae. The record is from the annotation of a GenBank genome assembly.